AUGGCUCCCAAACGACGACAUGCUGCACCUCUAUUAUUUACAUCCUCUCCUGUUCUUUCCGUCUUAAUAGUGCCUUUCUUGCUGUUCUUCCUUGCCUUUCCAGCACCCGCUGCUGCUGCUGGAUCCGCAGUGAUCGGUAUCGAUGUGGGCACAGAAUACCUCAAAGCGGUGCUUGUGAAGCCGGGAAUUCCAUUGGAGAUCGUCCUAACAAAAGACUCGAAACGUAAGGAGUCUGCUGCUGUUGCAUUCAAACCCACCAGAGAUAGUGCGCCGUUUCCUGAGAGAUUCUACGGCGGCGACGCGCUGGCACUCGCUGCACGGUAUCCGGACGAUGUCUACGCAAAUUUGAAAACACUGCUAGGAGUUCCAUUCAACGGUGACGGAAACGAAGCGGUUCAAACAUUCAUUAGCAGGUAUCCCGCCUUGAAGCUAGAAAACGCUGCUGGGCGUGGAACCGUCGGAUUUCGAAGCAAUAGACUUGGCGAGGAAGAAAGGAAGGAUAUCUUCCUUGUUGAGGAACUUUUGGCGAUGCAGUUGAAGCAGGUCAAAGUCAACGCCGACAAUCUUGCCGGAAAAGGCUCAGAUAUCAGAGAUGUGGUGAUCACCUAUCCCUCCUUUUACACGGCUGAGGAGAAGAGAAGUCUAGAGCUGGCGGCGGAGUUAGCGGGUCUGAAUGUUGACGCAUUUAUUAGUGAAGGUCUCGCUGUUGGAUUGAAUUACGCGACCAGUCGUCAGUUCCCCAGUGUUUCCAACGGACAGAAGCCCGAAUAUCAUGUCGUCUACGAUAUGGGUGCGGGUUCCACAACCGCCACCGUCCUUCGUUUCCAAAGUCGCUCGGUGAAAGAUGUUGGAAAGUUCAAUAAGACAAUUCAGGAGGUCCAUGUUCUAGGAACAGGCUGGGACAAGACCCUCGGUGGAGAUUCUCUGAAUGAUCUCGUGGUCGGGGACAUGAUCGCGAACCUGGUCCAGGACAAGAAAUUGAAAGAUCGUGUCGCACCAUCCGAUAUCGCUUCUCAUGGCAAGACCAUGGCGCGGCUUUGGAAGGACGCUGAGAAAGUCCGCCAGGUUCUGAGCGCCAACACUGAAACGGGAGCCUCUUUCGAAAACCUCUAUGAGGAAGACUUCAAUUUCAAGUACCGCAUCACCCGCUCUACGUUUGAGCAGCUUGCAGAACAGCAUAUUGCCCGGGUUGGACAGCCUCUCGAGCAAGCUCUAGCGGCUGCUGGGUUACAGUUGAACGAUAUUGAUUCUGUCAUCUUGCACGGUGGGGCUAUCCGUACCCCAUUUGUCCAGAAGGAGCUGGAGCGGGUCUGCGGAGCGUCCAACAAACUCAGAACCAGCGUUAACGCAGAUGAGGCUGCUGUUUUCGGUGCUGCCUUUAAGGGGGCUGCCCUCAGCCCUAGCUUCCGCGUCAAGGAUAUCCGGGCCCACGACGUCUCUGGUUAUCCCGUCCUGCUGAAGUGGCCUUCUGAAUCUCGGGAGAGACAGCAGAAGCUGUUCACUCCCACUUCCCAAGUUGGCCCUGAGAAGCAAGUCACAGUGAAGAACCUCGAAGAUUUUGAGUUCAGUUUCUACCAGCAAAUUCCCUUGGAGGGCAAUGUAGUUGAGUCACCAGUUUUGGGUGUGCAGACGCAAAAUCUUACGGCAUCUGUCACCAAACUGAAGGAGAGCUUUGGCUGCUCUCCUGCAAACAUCACUACCAAGUUCUCUAUUCGUUUGAGCCCUGUUGAUGGUCUUCCCGAGGUUGUCAAUGGCGCCGUGAGUUGCGAAGUGGAGAACACUAAGACGGGAAGUGUUGUUGAAGACGUCAAAGGCUUCUUCGGUCUAGGUUCUAAGAAGGAGCAAGCUCCUCUUCACGAAGAUGGAGAGCCUAGCGAGUCGAUCACUCUGGAGCCUGAGGAGUCCCAAGCCUCGACAGCUUCAGCCAGCGACGCUACUUCUACCGCCUCUGCUAAAGAAAACAAGAAGACUUCACCUCAGACCAAUAUGGAGACUAUUCCCAUUCGCCUCACGUCGUCUCCUCUAGGAAUUCCUGCCCUAUCCAAGACCGAGCUUGGCCGUGUAAAAGCACGUUUGGCCGCAUUUGACGCCUCAGACCGUGAUCGUGUCCUACGCGAAGAGGCUUUGAAUGAACUGGAGUCGUUCAUCUACCGAAGCCGUGACCUUGUAGAUGACGAGGAGUUCGCCAAGGUAAUCAAACCAGAUCAGUUGGCAGCCCUACAGGAGAAGGCGGCUGCCGCUAGUGAGUGGCUUUAUGACGACGGCGAAAAUGCAAAGACAUCAGAAUUCCACGAAAGACUCAAGGCCCUGAAAGACAUUGUUAAUCCUGCGCUUAAAAGAAAACAAGAAAACGCCGCUCGCCCAGCCCGUAUUGAACUUUUACAGGAUGUGUUGAAGAAUACUAAGACUGUCCUGGACCUCAUGGAGAAGCAAGUCAAGCAGGACGAAGACCUGUACUCUUCAUCUUUCUCUGCAUCCUCUACCAGUGCAGAAACUUCAUCAGCUACUUCAUCUAUUGAGCCAUCUUCAACCGCUGAUCCUCUUGACGACCUGGAUGAAGACCCAUACUCGUCCACAGCAUCCCAAACCACCUCAACCACCUCAACGACUAAACCCACAGGUCCAAAGUACUCGAUCUUCCAGCCAUCUGACCUUGCCGGUUUGGCUCAAACAUUUGAAUCCACCAGCACUUGGUUCGAAACGCAGUUUGCUCUUCAGGAGAAACUGGCCGAAUCCGAUGACGCAGUUUUGACUGUGGCUGAGCUUGAUAUCCGUCUCAAGGAGCUUGAGCGUAUCAUGAACCGUAUUUAUGAAAAGAUGGGUGCAGCGGCAGCCAAGUCCGGAAAGGACCAGUCGAAGAAAAACGGCAAGAAGGCCAAGUCCGAGAAGGCCCAGAAAGAGAAGUCACAGCAAGAGAACGAACAGAAACAAAAGGCCAAUGUCAAGGACGAACUGUAA
This is a messenger RNA of Aspergillus bombycis, 2958 nucleotides long. RefSeq names its product Hsp70 family protein. The transcript has a single exon. NCBI's taxonomy places the organism in Eukaryota, Fungi, Ascomycota, Eurotiomycetes, Eurotiales, Aspergillaceae. The coding region runs from base 1 to 2958 and encodes 985 amino acids. Gene Ontology annotation, cellular component: endoplasmic reticulum chaperone complex. Gene Ontology annotation, biological process: negative regulation of hypoxia-induced intrinsic apoptotic signaling pathway; endoplasmic reticulum unfolded protein response; cellular response to hypoxia. The record is from RefSeq and is a predicted model, not a curated record. Gene Ontology annotation, molecular function: ATP binding; ATP-dependent protein folding chaperone.